Monodelphis domestica (gray short-tailed opossum) is the source of this 7671-nucleotide messenger RNA. RefSeq lists its product as uncharacterized. Gene Ontology annotation, biological process: regulation of DNA-templated transcription. Gene Ontology annotation, molecular function: RNA polymerase II cis-regulatory region sequence-specific DNA binding; DNA-binding transcription factor activity, RNA polymerase II-specific. The record is from RefSeq and is a predicted model, not a curated record. NCBI's taxonomy places the organism in Eukaryota, Metazoa, Chordata, Mammalia, Didelphimorphia, Didelphidae.
AUUGUAGUUCAGGGCUCAGUACACGCAGGCGCAGUAUCCACUAGGUCUAGCUUUCAUCCCUUUGUUUUCAGAGGCACAGAGAGGGAGCUGGACAUUGGAGGGCGAGCAGCCCUUGAUGGAGUCCACAGAUGCCCAGUUGGGAGCCCCUGAUCCCCGCCUGUGUAGGCAGCUGAAGGUGUCAGAGGACAAGCUUGGGGAUGCAAGAAUCCAUCCUAGGAGGAAGCCUACCUGCCCCGAGACCCUUCCCCAGACCUUCUGUGCAGAGACGGAUGAGAAGGAGCCCCUGAUGCCCCAGUAGUUCAGACAUUCUGGCUCAGAAGGCUGACUUGGGAAAACUCAUCCCGGAGGGAAAAUCAAUGGAGGACUCAGACCUCAGUCUUCCUGAGAGAGUUCUGUCUUCCCAAGACUCUGCUCUUCUCCAAGAAAGUACAGUUUCAGAGGAAGGAGGAAUGGUUUCCAGGCUCCUGAUGGCCAGGUCCCAGGUAUCGCUGACAUUCCGGGAUGUGGCCGUGGACUUCUCCCAGGAGGAAUGGGGGCUGCUGGAGCCAGCUCAGAAGGACAUGUACAGGGACGUGAUGCUGGAGAACUAUGAGAACUUCCUCUCCCUGGGUCUUCCCAUUUCCAAACCCAACAUGGUCUCCCAGUUGAAGAGAAGAGAAGCGCCAUUGUGGAUUGCAGAGGGGAAAGUUUCACUGAGUACUUACCUGGGUACCCUUCGUCAGAAGAUGAGAUGUGAAAUCACCCAGUCAGCAGCAAAGCAGUGUGUUUCUAUGGGAGAGUCAUCCAGCAAGAGACUUACAAAGAAUGGUCCCUGGAAUUCUAAAUUGGCAGAAACUUGGAAUUAUGAUUUCAGUUUAGAAAGGCAGAGAGGCAACCAAAAGAGACAGUCCAGGCAAGUAACAAUUACUCGCAGAAAAACUUCCAAGGAAUUGAGUGUUCAUGAAGGUAAUACUUUGUGGAGAAAGCUCAGUCUAGGGUCAGUCCUUGAUACACAGCAGAGAGUUUCUGUAGGAAAAUGUCCCUAUAAAUAUGAUACACUUGGAAAGAACUUUAAACAGUUUUCAGACCUAAUUAAACAUAAUAGAAUCUCCUUGGGUAAGAAAAUGUCUAAGUAUAAUAAAUGCAGAAAGCCCUUCAGCUACCACUCAAAUCUUAUUUAUUACCAUAGAAUGCAUACUCAAGGGAAAGCAUGUAAAUGUAUUGAAUGUGGCAAGGCCUCCAACAUUAACUCAUGCCUUACUGCAAACCAAAGAACUCAUUCUGGAGAGAAACCCUAUAAAUGUAAAGAAUGUGGGAAAACCUUUAGCCGAAAGGGCAACCUUAAAAUACAUAAGAUUAUUCAUACCAGAGAGAACCCAUUUGAAUGUAAUGAAUAUGGAAAAGCCUUCAGGAAUAAUCAAUACCUAAUUCAACAUCAAACAAAUCAUACUGGAGAGAAAUAUUUCCAAUGUAAUGAAUGUGGGAAAGGCUUCAGGAAAAGCUCAUCCCUCAUACAACAUCAAAGAAUUCAUACUGGAGAGAAACCAUUUGAAUGCAAUGAGUGUGGGAAAGCAUUCAGUCAGAAGGGAAGCCUUAAUGCACACCAGAGAAUUCAUACUGGAGAAAAACCCUAUAAAUGUAAAGAAUGUGGACAGGCCUUUAACUGGAUGGGAAACCUUAAUACACAUAAGAAAAUUCAUACUGGGGAGAAACCCUAUAUAUGCAACGAAUGUGGGAAAGUCUUCAGCAGGAAAGGGAGCCUUAUUGCUCACACCAGAAUUCAUACUGGAGAAAAACCUUUUCAGUGUAAUGAAUGUGGAAUCUCUUUUAAAUGGCGUAGAUACCUUAAGGAGCAUAAGAAAAUUCAUACUGGUGAGAAACACCUUGAAUGUAAUCAAUGUGGGAAAGGUUUGAGGAAGACUUCAUCCCUUAUGCAACAUCAAAGAAUUCAUAAUGGAGAAAAACCCUAUAAGUGUAAUGAAUGUGGAAACUCUUUCAACCGGAAGGAACACCUUAAAACACAUAAAAUAAUUCAUACUGGAGAGAAACCUUUUGAAUGUAAUGAGUGUGGGAAAGCCUUCAACCAGAAAGGAAGCCUUAACAUACAUCAAAGAAUUCAUACUGGAGAGAAACCAUAUAAGUGUAAAGACUGUGGGAAAGCCUUCAGAUGGAAGGGAAACCUUAAUACACAUGAGAAAACUCAUACUGGAGUGAAACCCUAUAAAUGUAACGAAUGUGGGAAAUCCUUUAGCCGGAAGGGAAAUCUUAAUGCACAUAACAGAAUUCAUACUGGAGAGAAACCUUUUCAGUGUAAUGAAUGUGGGAUAGCUUUCAAAUGACCUGUAUACCUUAUUGAAUAUAAGAGAAUUCAUACUGGAGAGAAAUCCUUUGAAUAUAAUGUGUGUGGGAAAACCUUCAUAGGAAUACCUUGCUGAUUUUCAGAUAACUAUUUCUGGUAAGAAUGUCCAUAAAAUUAAAAAUAUGACAUAAAUAACUGAAAUAAAACUGUAUAUGACAUACAUGAGAUGCAUAGUAAGAAGUUUGUGAGUUCUAAGGAGGGAAAGAUAAUAUCUGUUAAGGAAUGAGGGCAGUGAAGUUCAGGGAAGUCUUCAUGGAGGAGAGACUUUAUAUAGUGCUAUAUAGAAAAAGUAGGAUUUUAUUAGACACAAAUGGCAAUGGAAGGACAUUAUAGGCUUAGGGGAACACCAUAGGCAAAAGCCUGGAGGCAGGGCAGAGUGGAGAGUUAAAGGGGACUUAGUCAAUAAUCUAAUUUGGCUGGAAGAUAGUGCAUAUAUGAAAAACAAUUAGCGUGCAGAAGAUAGGACUAAAUCUGGAGUCAGGAACUUUACUACUAAGUGACUUUGGGCAAAUAAUUUAACCUUUCUAGGUAAAGGAUUCCUCAUCUGUAAAAUGAAAAUUAGAUAAUGUCUAGUAGCCCUUCCAGGAGACAACAUAGUAUAAUUGAUAAGAGAGCAAGCCUUGAAAUUAGGAUCACCCGAGUUCAAGUCUUAUCCCUGACAUAUACUGACUGUUUGACCACAAGCAAGUCCCUCAGACAACACUCUGAGGCUUAAAAUUACAGAUGUUUCACCAAUAUUCAUCAGUGAAAGGAGUUUCCACACUCAAAAGUUUUCCCCAAAUCAAUGAAAUCUCACAUUUGGCACAAAGUUCCUUCCCAUUCUUUCCAUGAAGGUGCCAUUUUACUUUCAUCUUUUAAUGCCUGGCACCUAGCACAGUGCUUUUCACUUAAUAAGUACUUCAUGAUUCUUUUUAUCAAAUCAAUGAUGAUCCUAUUGGCAGGAUGAGAUGAAGAGGUGUGGUGGUGCCAAUUUAGGAAGGGCUCUGAUUGCCUAGACUAAACAGUGUGAACUUUAUUUGAUAAGUAAUUGGAAGCCACUAAAGAAUUUUGACUACAGGAAGUGAUCAGAAUCACAAGCCAGAUGAAAGUGGCAAUAGCUAAUAUUUAUAUAGCACUUUAAGGCCUUUAAACUUAUGUAAAUGUGUCUAUAUUUGUACAUACAACAAACACACCGGUAAGUAUGUAUGUUUAGCCUCAUUUGGUAUAACAAUCCUGAAGGUGCUAUUAUUAUCUUCACUUUUCAAAUGAGGAAAUUGAGACUAACAAGUUCAAUGACUUCCUGAAAGUUUCAUAGUGUCUAGGGUCAAAGUGUCUAGGGUCCAAUCAACCUCACUUUGUAACAGCAGUAUGAUAUCUGGAUUAGAGAAAGAACUAGGAGGAAAAAGAGCUACUUAAUUAACUAUUGCCACAAUCCAAAUUGUUAUUGGGGGCUUGCAUUAGAGCAUGGGGAGUAGAAAUAGCUCCACACCAGAGUAUAUGUACUACUUUCCCCCACCCUAUCCCUUUUACCUUACUCCACUGCCACUAUACCCCUUGGGAACUACAAACUAUUAGCAACAAAUGGCUCUUUAUUUUGAACUUUUUCUCACAUAUUCCUUCUACCUUGAAAAAGCCCUUUAAGCCACCUGGAGCCCUCUUGUCAUCCUCUGCUAUAGAGGUCUCAUUUUGCUUCUUAAUAUCAUUUAGGGCCAUUGAACUAGAAGGGUCCUAAGAAUCUGUCAACCCCUUUAUUUUAUACUGGAGGAGAGUCUAAGGAUGUUAUAAUGAAGUCCAAGGAGAUCAUUGGAAUUUGCCCCAAUUCUUACUGGUAAUAAGUGUCAGAGGGAGGAUUUCAUUCCAAACUGGCCCUCCAACUUCAGGGUUUCUUUCUAUCAUGAAUGCUUUCGAACCAAGGCUUUACCAACCCUUUCACUAAUUCUCUUCAUUCUAAGAACAUCCCAUCCCAAUUUUCAGCAUUCCUUACAAAUCUUUGCCAUCAUCUGUUGUAGGGCCUGUGGAAGUAUGAAAGCUAUAAUUCAUUUCAAAUUAGCUGAUUUGUAGUAUCUGUGACUGCAAGGGCUGUGAUUCUUCAUUCUGGGAAAUGUAAAUGAAUGAAUGUUGAUUGCUAUGAAAUAUAUGCAUGCAUGAACACAUUUAUACAUAGCUUUAUUAAAAUGUAAGACUUUUCUCCCCUUGGUCAGGUCUUGGUAUAUUGGAAGUACUUUUCUCCUCUGUAAGAAUCUGAGUUAACUUUCCUAUGGUGAAUCCCAAAGGGAAAAGCCAUAAGCUUCACCCAAAGACCUUUGUUUUGUCCUCCAAAGCCAUUGUGGAACUGCCCCCACAUUUUAAAAGGCAGACCUCUUUGGAAGAUAUGCCCAUAUUAACUGGCUACCUAUCCCAUUUUAAUUGUUUAUUGCUUCCUUUUGCUUUCAUUUCUGAAAAUUGCUGAGAAAGUUUCCCAUACUUCUCCAAUGACAACUUUUCAAGUUUCUAUCUAUUCCCAAACAAUCCCACAAUCCUGGGAACCAUAGAUAAGAUGCUACACACACACACACACACACACACACACACACACACACACACACAUUUCUAAACCAACCUUGAGUCAAUCAUAAGUUAGGAUACAAGAGGAGCAUAUAACUUCUUGCUGGAAUCAAUCACAAUUCUUGAACCCUGGAAAAGGAGUGAACAUCUCUUACAUAUAUUAGAAAUGAGAUUUCUUUACAACAGAGAAAGCCAUGAAAUCAGCUUUCAAAGAAAUGCCACACAUCACCAUCAUUCCAAUCUGGAUGCACAUUUGGGAGAUGAUAGUACCAUGGUCUGGUGUCCAGGUGGCUAUUCAGAAGAUGCUUCAAUGCCUGUUUUGGAUGUGUACAGCCUACAUAUGGGCUUUGUCCCUUUUCCUCUCUGGUGCAAACACUGCUUAUCCCAGUAAUUCAUUUGAGGACAUAUUUGCUACCAAAUAGGAAUUGAAAUGGGUAAGAGAAAUUGAUCUAGCCUCAUUUUAAAAUUCCUUGAACUCAGAGAGAACCAUUGAUUAUGUGGUUGUUAUAUGUGAUCCUAAUAUAUGUGCCACUUCCCGGGAGCCACUAAUGCUUUCUUGGAUGGCCAGUGCCACCAUGUUUUGUUUCUCCAUCUUGUACCUGCUCUCAUCUUUGAUUUCAAAUCCAUACUGAUAUAUCUGAUUCUAUAAUUUUAUAGCCUGGACUUUAGGACUACAUGGAUCUGUUUCCACCCCGAGAUCUAAUACUUACUAGCUCCAAUUUCCAAUAAGCACUUCUUAGCCCAUGGAUAAUGGUUGCAAAACUAAUGAGCAUCUUGGGAUUCGUACUUCAUAGAGAUGAACAAUCUUUGAAUUGGAAGGCAGAAUUGAGUUACACUCCAAAGUUCUUAAAGAGACUCACAAUCUGCAGAAGAGAAAUUGAGGGUAGAUAGUUUAGGAAUCUAAAGAGCUGAGCAGCAGCAGUGAGAAUGGAGUCCUAUCCUGGACUUAAUGAAGUAAGCCAUAAUGAAUCUGCUGCAAGGGGCAACAGGAAAAAAAGGAGAAAUUGAGAGUAGGAUUGAACCAUAGUGAAUAAGGAAGAACGAGGAAGGUCAUCAGCUCUACUGGUACUGCUGAGCAAAAGACUCCAGCAGAAGUUGCCAAUUUGACCUACUUCUCAAAGGACAGAAGGAGGAUCCAAUAAAAGUUUUUCCUCAUUCCUCAACGGCCCCUCCAAGUUGCUGUUCAUGAACUGAUUCUAUAACAAUUUGCUUGAUUCUUUAUCCAAAGUUUUCCAAUAACCCAAAUUUUGUUUCAAAUAUAAAGAAUUUGAGGACAGCUACAGAUAAACAUGACUAUAAAUAAAGGCAGAGAGUCAAAACCCCACUUAAAUAUUAGAUAGUUCCCUCACUGGGGUCUCUGUGCAAAUGACUGUAUUCCUAACUUGUCAGUUAAUAUAAACUCCAUGAAACAGCAGAUGAGGGAGCCAUAUGAAUCUAAGAGAUCAUUGUAUUGCCUGUAGGCUAAAAAACAACUUGAUUGUUACAACAAGGUAUAGCUGAGAUUCUAGAGCCAACAUGGGAAGGGAGAAAUGGGUUAUGAUGACUUUUACCUCAUCCUUUACAAUUCCACUGGUCUCAUAGUUGUUAACUCUCACACUUCAAAAUGUUUAUUGAAACUAUUCCAUAUGCUUUUAGGUACCAACAGAAAGUCUAAAUCUCAAGAGAAAAAAAUUAAGAGGAAAUUAGGAAUGAAGUGGGAAUAGCAAUGUUUCCAACCCUCAAAUUAUUCUUUAAAACAGUAAUCAUCAGGGGCAGCGGGGUAGCUCAGUGGAUUGAGAGCCAGGUCUAGAGACAGGAGGUCCUAGGUUCAAAUCUGGCCUCAGAUACUUCCCAGCUGUGUGACCCUGGGCAAGUCACUUGACCCCCAUUGCCUAGCCCUUAUCACUCUUCUGCCUUGGAGCCAAUACACAGUAUUGACUCCAAGAUGGAAGGUGAGGGUUUUUAUUUCAAAAAAAACAAAAACAAAAAAACAAAAAAACCCCAGUAAUCAUCAAAACAAAAGGAAAAUGAUCCAAGCAAAAUAAGAAAGAAUUGGAAACAAAUGAACUUGAGAACCCCCAAAUUAUCUAGAAGAGUACUUGUUUUUUUUUUUUAAAGAACUACUGGGAAAAGCUGGAAAACACUUUGGUGGAAAUAUGGAUUAGACCAAUAUUUUAUGCUAUAUACUCCAAUAAGUUCAAAAUGGAUAUUGAUUUGAAUAUUAUAGAUCAUUACAAAAAACUUAGAAGAAAACUGAGAUAAGGUGCUUAGCUAUGACUAGGGAGAAAGUUCUGAACCAAAAAGGGAUGGUGGCAAUUACAGAAGAGAAUGUCACAUAAAAUAACCUUUCGCAUGAUCAGAAAUAAAUGUAAUUAGGGAAAAGUUUGUAUCAAAUAUUUUUAAUAAAGGUUUGUAUCCAAGGCACAUGAAGAUCUCAUGCAAAUAUAGGUAUCCAUAUACAUAUAUGACAAAGAUCUACAUUAGAUCAAGUGCUAUUCCCUAAUGGAUUUGAUUGAACCAAACAUUUAGUUUUCAGAAGAAUUGUUAACUAUUAAUUAUCACAGAUAAACAUGCAUUAGCUGUGAAAGCUUCAGGAAUUUAUGUUCCAGGCCCUGUAAAGUGGAUCCUGUUGCGACCUUGUAAGAUUGGAGCACCACAAUGCACUCGGUGUAUCUUCAUUGAAAACCAAACUGGAGUCAUCCUGGAUUCACUUACUUUUCAAAGGAUGUAACUUGGCAAACAUCUCCAAAAUAGAACUGUUCCAUCAGCUUUGUACAUUAUUUCUGAGGAUCUUAUUUAGCAAUUAAAUGUUUAAAAACCUGAAAGUCUUU